AUGGAUGUAGAAAUGGAUGCUCUCUUGAUUCGUGGUACCGGGAGUUUGGUAGAUUUACCUCCUAGUAAGGAUUUGGUGAAGUGUCGUUGGGUGUACACCGUUAAGUAUCACUCUGAUGGCUCUGUUGAGCAGUUGAAAGACCGGAUUCAGAUGAGGCUUAGUUUUCAGUUCCAACUUGCAAACAACAUCUUCAGAAACAACAUUGGUAUAACUGCCGAGGUCGAUCAUCAUAUUGCACAAACUAUCAUUGCAUCACACCCUGGUUUGAAAGAUACUGUUACGGCGCCAAUCGUCCUCAUGAAUCUUCUGUGUAGUCAAAAGAGGACGGAUCACAUAGAACGGUCGAGGCUCACCAUCACUAUCACCAUCAUUAAUCUCAUUAGGAUCAUGAUCACAUUCAGCCUCCAGAUUACUGUUCCUGUUUUCGAUGCCAAAGGAGGAAUCAAAAGGCUUAAGCAACAUUUAAUUGGUGGGUAUGGAGAUAUAUCAAAGUGCCCAAAGACAACUGCAGCAAUCGCUAGAGAGAUGCAUGAAGCUAUCAUGCAAAAUCAGAAGAGGAAGCCUGAUGUAUUUGAUGAGGAUUAUUCUGUUGGUCAUCAGGAGGGAGAUGAUUUUCCUGAAGAGAUAGAAAGUGGAGGGCAACUCCAGUCUGGUGUACCAAGGCCCCCAACUAUAGACUCCUCAAUAAAGAACCUUGUACCAAGUUCUGGGACAUCUUCCAAAAUGAAUAAAGCUAAUGUUAAUACACAAAUGGCAGUAAAAGGUCCGAUAGAUUCUUAUCUUAGACGGACUCCUAAAGAAAUAGUUGGUGAGAGGAGGUCUAAAGGUUCUACCCAGACAACAAUACAAAGCAGCUUAAGAUCAAAUGCAGACAUAAAGAAAACUAAUGCAUAUGUUGCAAAAUGGUUUUAUGAAGCUGGCAUCCCAUUCAAUACUGUCAAGUUAAGGAGCUUUGAAGAGAUGGUUGAAGCCAUUGCACAGUUUGGGUCAGGAUAUAAGCCCCCUUCUUACCAUGAGUUGAGAGUGCCCUUGCUACAGGAUGAAAAAGCUCAGAUUGACUAUGUAUCUAGUGAGUCUCAAUAUGCAGCUAUGUUAUUUCAGCUGCUUGAUAGUAAAAUUGAAGAAAUUAGGGAGGAUAAUGUGGUACAAGUAGUUACAGACAAUGCAGCUAAUUAUGUUGCAACUGGUAGAAUGUUGAUGGAAAAACGGAGUAAGCUUUAUUGGACUCCUUGUGCAGCUCAUUGUUUGAACCUCAUGUUAGAGGACAUUGGCAAGUUGAAAGCUUAUAAAACAACAAUAGAGAGGGCAAAAACAAUGACAAGUUUUAUCUACAGCCAUUACAAACUUGUUGAUGCUUUGAAGAAAAAGACAAAUGGAAUAGAUCUGGUGAGGUCUGGAGUUACAAGAUUUGCUACCUCAUUCUUGACACUACAAAGUUUGUAUAAGAACAAGGAUGCCUUGAAGCAAUUAUUUGUAUCUGAUGAUUGGAAUAGUUCUAAGUUGUCCAAGACAGAGGCAGGUAAGAAAGUACUUGAGACAAUACUUGCACAAACAUUCUGGAACAAUGUACUAGAUUGCUUAAGAGCAUCCCAACCAAUUUUAGUUGUCUUGAGGUUAGUAGAUGGUGAUAAGAGGCCUGCAUUGCCUGAAGUUUAUUUGGCAAUGGAAAUAGCAAAAAAAAAGAUAAAAGUAAAUUUUGCCAACAAAGAACGGUCAUGGAAGAAGGUGUUAGCAAUUAUUGAUGAUCGUUGGGAGGUCCAAAUGGAUCGACCUUUAUAUGCUGCUGCCUUUUACCUAAAUGCUAGCAAAUAUUUUGACUACAUCAAUGAUGAGAGACUCCCUUUUGAAGAAUCAUGUAAAAUACAAGAUGCAUUCAUGUCAGUUAUUGAAAGAAUGGUGCCCGACUUAACUGUGCAAGACAAGAUCAUACAUAGUCGGUGA
Messenger RNA from Macadamia integrifolia, 1941 nucleotides. RefSeq lists its product as uncharacterized. The transcript has 5 exons. NCBI's taxonomy places the organism in Eukaryota, Viridiplantae, Streptophyta, Magnoliopsida, Proteales, Proteaceae. Bases 1 to 1941 code for a protein of 646 amino acids. The record is from RefSeq and is a predicted model, not a curated record.